UUUUUAGAUAAAGAUCGAAUUAUGAUGUAAAGUUAAUCGCUCUUACGUUGUUUUUAUUAGGUAUGGGAAAUGCAGAGAAUCCUGAGAAUCCAUACUCUUUUCUGAAUUUCUUAAACGGUCACGAUGAAGUAGCAAAGUCUUAUCAACCAGAUCCUAUGCCAUCUGAAAACUUGUCGAGGAAGAUGUUCUCUCCCUCGCUUGCUCCCUCCUCUAAACCUCCCUCCAAACCCGGCACUCCAAACCAAAAAAGUGUGUACCACAUGAGCAUGCGAGAAUUACGGGACACACUGGAAGCAAUGCAACUACGUAAUGCAGAACUAGAAGAAAAGGAAUUCAUGACAACACAGCUGGGCUUGAAAGUGGACCAGCUCCAAGCACAACUAGCCAUGACAGAGAAUGAGUUACAAAAGAGCCGGAAGAAGUGCAAGAGAUUACAUCUGGAACUUUCUGAGAGUCGAUACAAAGAAGAACAAGAUACCGAAGACUUGGAUCGGAUGGUUAAGAAGGUAGAGAAAAAGCUAGAGCGCAGUGAAGCACGAGCUGCGGAAGCUGAAUCUGAGCUGGCCAGAACCCGCUCCCAAAUAACAUCAUGUGAAACUGACAGGGUGUCCUGGGAGUUAUCACAAAGUGCGGAUAACGCGGAGAAACUUGUCAAGCAGAUGUGUAAUGGGAUAGAGGGAUUACGGAAGAUAGCUGCUAGUCUGGCAAGCAAAAACAGUAGAUGAGGACAGUUGUUGUGGGACCUGUCGUUAUUGAUACAUUUGUUAUUUGUUUUUGACGGUUUGUUUGGACUAGCGUAACUUUUCUAUCGUGGAUUACUCGAGUGCAUGAAAUCUGGGUACCUUAUAUAUGAGAUUGGACAAUGUACCGGUUGUUCUCCGAGCAUGAUAUAUUUAAGAGGAAAGGUGAAAAUGGAAAUUAUUGUGCUACGUGCGAUGUUGUAGCUGUUUCUGAUUUCGUGUUGUUUUUUAAGGUCCAGAUUAAAUAAAAACGGUUAAAAAUAGGUUUUUAUGCCUUUUAUUGUAGAUAAACCAUGGAAUAUGUUCAAGACUAGCUAUUAUUCACUAGUUUGGUCGUAGUUCAAAUAGAAACAUGCCUAUUGACCUGAUAACAAUAACUUGAAGCUGACUUAAUAGUUCACAAUAAUAAUCGAUCGCAGAUUGACUAAAACACAAGCCACCAUGCCAUCUUUCUCAAACAUUUGCCGCUCUGAGCAAGACUAAUUUAAGACUAUCAGUGUCUACGAUAAUGAGCUGUUUACUGUGAAAUGAGAACUAAACACGUUCUAAAUUAGUGAAAAUAGCUAGCAUUUUCUUGUAAAUAUUUGACGUUUGAUGUAAAUUAUUAUCAUUGUUUUAAUUUGAUGCACUAUUUUCUGUAUUAUAAAAAUAUCACAUUUGGAUCAAUCAUAUUAAGCUAUUUUAGCAGCGUUAAAUCAUAUUAAGCUAAAUAAGACUACCCAGCAGCGUUAAAUUAAUGAUUUAAAAUACCGAAAGUUUGUUCAUUAAAACUUACAGUGCGAUAUGCUCUGAAAAAGAGGGUGAUUAGGAAAUGAUUUUAUUAUUUUUCAAAAUGGAUAUCUGUGGAGUUUUCAGCGCAAGGAAUUUGAGGCAAUCUUUGGUGGUCAUCACAUCAGAAGGAAGAUGUGGGUUUCAAAUCCAUGCAACUAGCAACAACUGCAUUCUAUUAUCUUCACGGAACAUUGGAGCAGAUAUUUGUGAUAUUUUGAUUAUAUUAAUUGCUUAAUACACAAUAUUAGUUCUCUGCCAAAUAUUGGGUUUUGCUUCUUAGUCACCUCUUCCCAUAUCUGUAUGAUCCUUGCUUGACCAGCUGACUAUCUUCUCUCCACUUCCGCUAAUCCUAUCAACUUUUUGGAGACUUCUCCCAUAUUUCACCAUGACCAUCCAACUCGUCACCAUGGUUACAUGGUUACGACUAAACGUUACUCUUGUAACUUUUACUCUUGUUGUUAAUUCUCCAAAAACCCACCCAACAUAAAUUCAUAUAAAAUACGCAGAACGGAUGAUCUUUGUGUUGAAACCCUUCAGAAUUGUAUCCAAAUAUCAAAAUGUAAUUAUUAUCAGUAGGCUAGUUUUAAACAUAUAUUGUAAAUACUAUAUUAUGAGGAUAAUUUCUUGAUUUUUACUUACUUGGCUGUCAAUUGAUACCUUUGUUAACACGAUUUAUACUGAUCCACUUUGAUGUUUGAUUUCACUCUUUAAAAUUACGCUACACUUAAAGUUCAGUUUUUUUUGUGAACCUGCUAAUUUCGUUGUUCUAGUGCCAUUUAUAUUUAAAUGCUGUUUAAAUUACAUAAUCUUGCUUCAUUAGUACUAAUAUCGGGUGUGUGCAACCGUUGUGAUCCUCUAACGAAACUCUGUAACUGUACAGUUUAUUAAAUAAGACCCAAACGUAUAUCAU
Molecule: messenger RNA, 2421 nt
Organism: Bolinopsis microptera
Lineage: Eukaryota; Metazoa; Ctenophora; Tentaculata; Lobata; Bolinopsidae
Exons: 4
Coding region: 63-725 (220 amino acids)
Biological process (GO): positive regulation of protein localization to cilium; regulation of cytokinesis; positive regulation of cilium assembly
Cellular component (GO): recycling endosome; midbody; centrosome
Source: RefSeq, a predicted model, not a curated record